CAACAAAGUUAUGGCUUCUAUCUGUGAACAGAAGCUGCAGCACUUCAGUGCUGUAUUCCUGCUCAUCCUCUGCUUGGGAAUGAUGUCAGCUGCUCCAUCCUCUGAUCCAAGUUUGGAUAAUGAGUGGGAAGAAUGGAAGACGAAAUUUGCAAAAACCUACAGUCUGGAUGAAGAAAGACACAGAAGACUAGUGUGGGAGGAGAAUAAGAAGAAAAUUGAGGCGCACAAUGCAGACUAUGAGAAGGGCAAGACCAGCUUCUCCAUGAGCCUGAAUCAAUUUAGUGACUUGACUUCAGAAGAAUUCAGGACAAAUUGCAAUAGAAACUCAAUGUAUAGAGGAGAAAUGGCUCCUGAUUUGCCUAAAUAUGAAGAUUUGGGAAAGAACGGCUAUCUGACACCUGGAAGGGAUCAGCCAGAGUAACAGUUGUGGCUUGACUGGUAG
Messenger RNA from Mus caroli (Ryukyu mouse), 442 nucleotides. RefSeq names its product protein CTLA-2-alpha. The record is from RefSeq and is a predicted model, not a curated record. NCBI's taxonomy places the organism in Eukaryota, Metazoa, Chordata, Mammalia, Rodentia, Muridae.